GCGUGGCAUGCACUCCUACGCACAGACGAGCGGUAUGUGGACCGUCGACAGUUGAAGGUGGCCACAGCUGGGGGGAAGGUUUGGAACCUUGCUUGUGAUGGUGAUUCAGACAGUCACAGGCGGGUUCGAGAGUUGAUUGAGCAGACGGGUCUUCAUCAGCUACCCUAUUGCAGCUACCCGGUGACAGAUGCAGGCCUUAUUUUGGCCCUUGUGGAGCGAUGGCAUGAGGAGACUAGUAGCUUCCACAUGUCGUUCGGGGAGAUGACUAUCACCUUGGACGACGUGUCGGCUCUUCUCCAUCUCCCCAUGGGGUCGAGGUUCUAUACGCCUAGGAGGGGGGAGAGGGACGAGUGUGCAGCGCUCUGUGCUCAGUUGAUGGGAGGAUCUGUUGGUAUUUAUGAGGCUGAGUUUGAUACGAAUAGGUCCCAGACUAUUCGCUUUGGGGUCUUGCAGACCCGGUAUGAGGCUGCGUUGGCGGAGCACCGAUAUGAGGACGCUGCACGGAUUUGGCUGGUGAACCAGCUAGGCGCCACGCUCUUUGCUAGCAAGAGCGGAGGCUACCAUACGACCGUCUACUGGAUAGGGAUGUUGGAGGAUCUUGGUCGAGUGUGCGAGUACGCGUGGGGCGCGAUUGCGCUCGCUACGCUAUACGACCAGCUUAGUCGAGCGUCCAGGAGGGGGACGGCCCAGAUGGGAGGUUUUAGCUCGCUCCUGCUAGGAUGGGUCUACGAGUACCUUUCUGACCGCGUCAUUAUCCGUAGGGCGGAUCCGGAGUACUCGCAGGACCAGCCUAGGGCGCGGCGGUGGGCUAUGUCCCGGGUCGGGCAUGCAGGCCUUGAUGAGAGGCGAGUCAUGCUCGAUGAGCUGACGGUGGAUGACGUUAUAUGGACCCCAUUUGAGGACCAUCGGGCUCAUCGACCACGGGAUCCGAGGGCCAUGUAUUCUGGCUACAUCCGGUCGCCAUUUGGCCGUGUUGUUCGACGGCAUCUACCAGAGAGGGUUCUGCGCCAGUUUGGCUUCAUACAGGAUGUCCCUCGACACCCCUCUGAGAUCCAGACGUCUGGGUCCCUUGCUGAGACCGCAGAUGCUGCCUUUGCUGAGUUUGCGCCGCACCUCCGCCCUCAGGGGAUCCCCGCUACAUAUCCGGGAGAGGCUGUGGAGGAUUACAUGAGGUGGUACAGCGCUGUGUCCCAUCGGUUCAUCAUCCCUGAUGAUAGGAGGGAGGAGUUCAGUGCAGUGACUGUUAUGCGUCGGGCCGUGGACUUGUUGGAGCAGUCACUCGAGGUGCCAGAUGCUCCUGCAGAGGGCACGCAUUCCCGAUCCCUCACUGAGAGGGCGCUGGAUCUUAUUAGAUCCAAUGCCUUCAUUGGUACCCAGGGGGUAGCCUUUGCUGCUGUCCGAGGAGCUAGAGCUGCAGGAGGCAGAGGUCGUGGAGACAGAGCGCGUGGAGGCAGAGGCCGUGGAGGCAGAGCCCGUGGAGAGGGUGCUCCUGCAGAGGGUGCUCCUGCAGAGGGUGCGCGUGGAGGCAGAGGCCGUGGAGGCAGAGCCCGUGGACCUAGAGGUCGUAGAGGGGCCGGUAGGGGUCGGGGCGAGUGAUUGACUGUAUAUUUGUAUAUUUUUUUGUAUUUUUAUAUUAUGACAUGUGACUCUUUGUAUUAGGACUCUCUUUAUAUUAAUCA
Molecule: messenger RNA, 1679 nt
Organism: Lotus japonicus
Lineage: Eukaryota; Viridiplantae; Streptophyta; Magnoliopsida; Fabales; Fabaceae
Product: protein MAINTENANCE OF MERISTEMS-like
Exons: 3
Coding region: 247-1596 (449 amino acids)
Biological process (GO): meristem maintenance; meristem development
Source: RefSeq, a predicted model, not a curated record